Molecule: messenger RNA, 993 nt
Organism: Drosophila subpulchrella
Lineage: Eukaryota; Metazoa; Arthropoda; Insecta; Diptera; Drosophilidae
Exons: 1
Coding region: 1-993 (330 amino acids)
Source: RefSeq, a predicted model, not a curated record
AUGGAUCACUAUCAGCCCCCGAACUCCAAGAAGCUAAUGAUGUUUCGCACACCCAACGAGGAGGAGGCGCUCAAGAACCAGAUCUUCAUCUUCAACUCGCCGAUUGACUACAAGGACCAGCAGCUGAUUGUGUACCAAAAGCCGGGGAUCCUCAACGGAGACAAGGACUACGGCUACUGUGUGGUCUACAAGCGGGAUCACUAUGUGCUGAACAAUCCGCCCAACUUCAAGAGUCCCACGAAGAGGAGCUUCCUCAACGAGUGCAUCCGUCAGUUGUAUCUGAUGAACGGCAUGGGUCACAAGAUGUACUGGAGGACCACCAGUGCGAUGGCGUUGAGUACACCCGGCGAGGUCUGGCACCAGGUGAACAGUUGCCUGCUGCCGGAGAGACUAACGCCCCACAAGGAGAGCCUCAAGCGGGUGAAGAGACAGCUCUUCCGGGAACCCAGGGCAGAUCGCAAGAACCCAAAGCCCCUGAAGGGCAGAGUCUGGGGCACUCAGGUCUUUUGCUUCAAGUCGAUGCGUGAGAAGAUUGGAAGGAAAUACAUCCGCAGGGGCUACCUGACCAUUGCCCGCCGCGAAGCCCUGCAGGAGAUGAUCCGUGAACAUCUGCAACGCGAAAUGGUCUGCACUCCGGCCGUUUGCAAUACCGUAAUCACUGCUGCCGAUGGGAUCUUCAAUGCCAAUGCCGGAGUCAUCGGAGACAUUUGCAGCUACCACAACAAUGCGGCCCGUCAUCAGCCCGCCGUGGAGUGCCGUCUUACGGCCGGAGAAGCCCGUCUGCGGAACCACGAGGCCUGUCGCCUGACCAACCGGGCCAAGCGGCUGGAGGCCAUGUUCAUACACGAGCAGGUCCGCCGGGCCGUCCAGAACCACCAGUUUAUCCUCGAGGAGUCGGUGCGCUCCAUCUACUAUGCCAAGGAGCUCUUCCGCCUGAUCGAGGACCACGAGGAGUUCGUCUACACGGACAACAAGAUACUGGGCAAGAUGUGA